AUGAUCAAUUUGCUUCUACUUUUAUUUCUUUUUUGUGCUGUCAUUACCGGUCUACACUUCAAUGGUGGUACUAUUCGAUGGGCACCAAUCAACUCGAGCAUCAACUCGAGUGUAGUACCUAUAAGUAUCAUUCAAACUUAUUCAUGGACCUAUCCACUCAUUUCUUGUGCUACUGAUGUUCCCAUAUCAACGAGUGGUCGAAGCAGUAGCAAUGCUAAUCUAACAUGUGUUACUGAUUGUUCAACAGAUGGUGGUUAUUCAACUAAACCAGUUAAUAUCUUAACUGAUUGUCAAACAGCUAGCUCAUCAUUAGGAAUGAUGACAAGUCAACGAUCAGUCAACAUUAAUUUAACUGCAAAUGCACAUUUUUAUCUUGCAUAUGUUGGAUCUGCUUGGGUAUCAUUGAAUGAUCCUGCUAAAAGUGGACUUCAAUGGUCAAUUGUUUGUUCGAUUGAUCUUCGAAUGCGACUAGAUGGUAUUAUUAAUACACCACCUGUUGCAAGUGUCGUUUCGCCUCAAUAUGCAAUUGUUAAUCAAACAACUCAAAUUACUAUCCCUGUAUCAGAUGUGAAUACCGGUGAUGAUGUACGUUGUCGAUGGUCAACUUAUACACCAGGAUAUCGUCGACGAAAACGAUCGGAUGAAGACGAUUAUAUAUAUGAGAAUUAUAAACCUCAAAUAUACAAAAAUCCAUUGGAAAAUAAAGAAUUAACUCAUGUUAGAAAAAAAAGAUUGACUUUUGAUCCUUGUUUUUUUUGCAGCAGUACAUGUUACUAUGGUUGUCUUUGUUCUUGUGCUGGAUGUGCGGGAACUGCAUGUACUGUUAAAUGUUUAUCACGACCCGCUUGUCCAACGGGAACUACUACACUCGAAACUCCAGGAACAAUAAAACCAACUUUAUCGUAUCCUAAUCGUCAGCCUAUUGAUGAAUGUGGUGGAAUCUGUUAUCCAAGUAGUUUACCUAAUGGUACAAGUCUAUCCGGAUGUACUAUAUCAUUUACAGGUCUUGUACCUAAUACUUGGUAUGGUGUUGCAGUUCAGGUAGAAGACUUUAUAAGUAAUUCAAGUAAUAUUUCAAUGAGUUCAGUACCGGUUCAGUUUUUGAUUUAUGUCUUACCACAACCGACAUGUGGAUUAGCACCAAUUAUUUUUCCUGCUGAUCUAUGUUUGGAUGUUCAAGUCGGUGUUGUAACAAAUUUCGAUAUAUACGCGGAGACCUUGUGUAAUCCUAAUAUAUCAAACAUUGAUUCAAUUGUCGUCACAAGUGUCAUUGUUGGGAUGAAUGUUAGUGAUGUGAUCACUUCACCAGUAAAUGCAUCAAUAUCUUAUUUCACAUUUACUUGGCAACCUCAAAUGAAUCAACUUGGUUCACAACAGCUGUGUAUAGUAGUUUAUACCGAUGAACAAAUAUCAUCUCAACCGUAUUGUAUCAUAUUCAAUGUAGUACCAUCAGUUGUUACUUGUACAAUCACGACUACAUCAACGACAACUACAACAUCAGAAACAACGACAACAGGAAUUACUACAAGUACAAGUUCAACUACAACUACAACUACAACUACGGGUCCAGCUGCAAGACGUCGACGACGCAGAAAAAAUGAAGAAAAACUACAAAGAGACAUUAUUACACAAAGAAUUACACCAAUUACUUCUCUCAGAAAUCAUCAUUGUAUCAAAAUGCUUGAAACUGAGCAAAUACAAAACAAAAAUUUCAAUUAUACUGCAUUGAAUAAUAGAAAUAGUGUAGGAAGAAUAUCAUUAUCGGAUGUACCAGUAAAUUCUCGUACUUCCACUAUUAUUCCAAUUAAUUCUGCAAAACGUAUGAGCUUAUCGGCAUCUUCUACUGAACAAGAUACACCUAUGAAAGUUAUAAAUAAAAAUGAAACAACUCCACGAACAUCAGUGGUUUCAGUCGCAGGAAAUGAAUCAAUAAAAUUAACUGGUAAAAAAGAUAAAUUACAUAGAAUGUCACACGACAAGCCUAAAACUCCAUCAGUAACCAGAAUUAACCAGGUCGGUAUUAUUAAAACUCCACGACAAAAAACUGACACAACACAAUCUUCGAGUAUUGGCAACACCACUACUAUCAAUUCGGGAAACUCAUUGUAUAAUAUACAGCCAAUAACAAAUCGAUUAGCAAGUACAUCGCUUACGAGAGAUCGAAAUAGGAAUGCCGGAAAAGGAGUAAUUGUAACCAAAGUUACAAGAAAUUCAUCAUGA
Molecule: messenger RNA, 2220 nt
Organism: Adineta steineri
Lineage: Eukaryota; Metazoa; Rotifera; Eurotatoria; Adinetida; Adinetidae
Source: the annotation of a GenBank genome assembly